Molecule: messenger RNA, 2136 nt
Organism: Hyaloperonospora brassicae
Lineage: Eukaryota; Oomycota; Peronosporomycetes; Peronosporales; Peronosporaceae
Source: the annotation of a GenBank genome assembly
AUGCCGCGCGGAGACCGCGUGCCGCCGCUCUCUGUCGUCGUCGCUGCUGUCGCCGUCUUCGUCGCCCGCACGGCAACUGUCUCGGCGCGCACGGACAUUGCCGCGCAGCUGUACGGGAACUCGGCCAUCACGCGGCCCGCCACGCCGUCGCGUCUCAACGCUGCGCUCGAAGACCUCGUGGGCUCUGUGGCGAACUUUACGCAGCUGCCGUUCAACGUCCAGCGCGCGCUGUUGUGGAGCGCCGGAUGGGUUCCCAUCGUGUCGGCGUCGCCCGUUCUGUCGAUGACGACGACGACGACGACGAUGUCCACUGAAGCCGCGUCCAAAGUCGUCUACGUCCAAGUGUACGUCCUCUGUGGCCGCACAAUGAGUGACGUGUUCCAGUCGCCGCAAGCGUUCGACAACACGAGCGAGUGCGAACUCAAGAACUGCAAGAGCAACGUGAUCAGCUACACGCUGUCGAGCUGUGACACGCGCUACGUCGAGUCGAAGACGCUGUGUGCCUUGAGCCGCGACGAAGUGGCCGCCAGUUUCGAGUCCAUGUCGUCCAAAGCCGGCCCCAUGUGGGCCAUGGACGGACAAGUGGAUGACACGUUUGAGCCGCAGCUGUUCCAGUACGCGAACGACUCGAAGCGUGUUGAUGGGGAUGGCCCACCGACGCUGUAUUUACUGGCGCAGAAAGACUCGUGGACAAUGGACGACACAACGUGUCCAAAUGGCGCGCAGUUUAUCGCGCCGUGUCGCGCUGUGCCUGCGGCAGCGGUUGACGACAAUGUCCAAGAGCGGACGUGGUGUGAGCCCGAGAUUGAGCUUGGCGUGAAGCUCUGGGUGAACAAGGCAUCUGCUGCGACGGAAGCAAAAGACGGCGUCUUGAACUCGCCAGCGAGCGUGUCGUCGACGAUUGCAGUCGUGUUGGGUUUGUGUCUGGGUGUGUGCGUUGUCGCGAGCGUGCUGUUUCUUGUCAUGUGGCGUCGGGCCAAGAGCUGGUCGAAAAACGGUCUGCAUGAGAAUGAGAACAAUACGUUUUUCGUGCAAGCGCACUCGUUCCAGAGUGAGCUGCCCCCACUCGACGAGAAUCGAGGUCGAGCAAGGUCCAGACACUGUGCUCCGAAUGACGAACUUUGCCCGUCGCUUAGCACUGUACUGCAGGUUGAAGCCGUCAAUGAGAGCUUUCGGAUGCGAUCGCCAGAGCUCGCAUCUUUCUGUGAUGACCAGGAGCUCAUGCUCAAGCGUAUCGCUUUUGCCGGUCUUGUUUACCGAGAACGAAUAGCAAGCGGCCUGCACGGUGAGGUCUGGCGCGGCGAGUACGAAGGACAGCAGGUUGCUAUCAAGCGCACCAUUGCAUCGGUUGCUGCGAUCACUGCAGCUGCAAAUGCCAGUCAAGGGUCGUCGGCACUGGAUGCUUCUGCACUGCUGAGCGACAAAGAGCUGAAGGUCCUCGUGGACUUUACAAAGGAGAUUCGCAUGGCUGCGUUCUUGGACCACCCGAACGUUGUCCGCUUCGUUGGCCUCUCGUGGCGGACACUGCCCGACCUGUGCAUGGUCUCAGAGUUUGUUGCCCUCGGUGACCUUGCCCACUUCUUGGCUCAGCCCAGUGGCAAGAAUCUCACGUGGAAGGACGAUAAGCUGGCGAUUGCGGCAGACAUCUCGAACGCACUGGUGUACUUACAUUCGCUGUCACCUGUCGUACUGCACCGCGAUCUAAAGUCGCUGAACAUUCUCCUGACCGACGACCUGCAGGCCAAGCUAAGCGACUUUGGACUGAGUCGGGAAACAAGUUUUGACGGCACGAUGACCAGUUGUGUAGGCACGCCGCUUUGGACAGCACCUGAGGUGCUGCGCGGGGAACGGUACUCGGAGAAGGCUGAUAUUUAUUCGUUCGGCGUAGUGCUUGCGGAGCUCGACACGUGUUUGCUGCCGUAUGCAUAUACCCAGGGCCGCAAGAGCAAAGGCAAGAGAGACAAGGAGUGGGUGCCACUGAUUGCAAGUGGACGCGCUGCGCCCAUGUUCCGGCCCGAUUGCCCACGCGCCCUUCGCGAGCUGGCAGCCCAGUGUCUCGAUCACGACCCGAACAAGCGCCCGCCAGCCAUGCAGAUUGUGUACUUGCUCCGGUCAAAGAUCCCGCUUACGUUGUGA